This is a messenger RNA of Engraulis encrasicolus (European anchovy), 2303 nucleotides long. It is a transcript of the gene hikeshi, whose product is annotated as heat shock protein nuclear import factor hikeshi. The coding region runs from base 316 to 912 and encodes 198 amino acids. The record is from RefSeq and is a predicted model, not a curated record. Gene Ontology annotation, cellular component: cytosol; nucleus. Gene Ontology annotation, molecular function: nuclear import signal receptor activity; Hsp70 protein binding. Gene Ontology annotation, biological process: protein import into nucleus. The transcript is spliced from 5 exons. Lineage: Eukaryota; Metazoa; Chordata; Actinopteri; Clupeiformes; Engraulidae.
CCCUUUCUGUGCACUGUGCGCAUGUGCUCAAUCACGUUGGUCAUUGCCCGGAUAAACGGCUCCUACUCGAAGUUUCUAAAUGUGGACAAACUAUUUGCGGUCGAAUGCAUGGAAACUGUCAAUUUGCCCUAGACAGCAGUGAGUGGGAAUGUUCUGGGUUUUGUAUAAUGUGUAUAUGUGGUCAUGCCAAGACAUUCUGGAGAUAACAUGGACUUGACGGCUUAGGGGUCUGGUUUACCCGCAUAUUGCUAGGUAAACCAUUUUGGUUUAAGUUGACAUAUCAGCAGCACAUAAGAAUUCCUCAAAGCAAGAACAAUGUUUGGAUGUCUCGUCGCAGGCAGAUUGGUCCAAACUGAUUCCCAACAGGUGGCAGAGGACAAGUUUAUUUUCCACCUGUCAGACUAUGAACACGUGAACCACGUGGUGAUCUUCAUGUUGGGCACGGUGCCCUUUCCGGCGGGCAUGGGCGGCGCCGUCUACUUCUCCUUCCCGGACCCAAAUGUUGGACAAGUGUGGCAGCUCCUGGGGUUUAUAACGAACGAGAAACCGAGUGCCAUCUUCAAAAUAUCUGGCCUAAAAGAUGUGGGGGGAGGUGGAGCGAAUCCCUUUGGUAUGAUGUCAGCGCCCCAGGCCCCCUCAGUAGCUCAGGUCGGUGUGUCGAUCGAGACUCUGGACCAGCUCGCUCAACAAACUCCGGCAGCCACGGCAACAGUGUCCACCCUGGACACAUUUACUCAGUUCACUCAGAAAAUGAUUGAAAGCCUGUAUAACUUCACCUCAUCCUUUGCUGUGUCGCAAGCUCAGAUGACACCCAAUCCGUCAGAGGUGUUUGUUCCCGCGAGUUCUAUUCUCAAAUGGUACGAAAAUUUUCAGCGACGAAUGCAGCAGAACCCUUAUUUCUGGAAAACGUGAAAAAUAUUUACAGACUUUGAAGUGGUGCCACCAACUGUCCCAUCUACUGAAAGAAGUCCCAAGUGCAAGUUGUUACACCAAGACCUCCGACAUGUCAAAAAAAUUAAUGCAUUGGUGUGAAGAAUUAUUUUCUUCGACAGUGAAUCAAACCAUUUUUUCGUAUUUGUCAAUAAAUGCAUGUUUUGUUAAAAACGAAAGUCCGAGAGAAGCGUAAUGAAAUUUGGCAUGCCUAAUUUACCACCUGCAUUCUGUUCUCCAAUCAACUGUCAUUUGCUUGAAUUCAGCGCAAAAAGGUAGGCACGCCACGUCAUUUGGUGGAAUGUCAGCGUACUGGAAUUUGGAACGCCCCUUCAUUAACUAUACAGCAUUUUUUCUCCACUCACCUGUCUUCAGUCAAAAAUAUUUCUUUCUCGCUCCCACCCACCACCUCGCCUUUCGCCUUCCUCCCGCCGCUGUUCGAUCAAUUCUUCAAGUUCAACUCACUCCAUUGCUCUCCAACCGUCAUCUGCUGGGGGAUGCACAGAUACUGCCCGAGUUCUCAGUGGCGCCCCGUACAUUUCUCCGCCGUGGCAGUACUUCAGCACCACGGCCAGUGAUCUUGCCCAAUAAGCCACGUAAUCUAUCUCAGCUUCUUGUGUGCAGCAGUCCCUGCGGACCCCGUGAAGCACUUUGAUGAUUGGUCCACCGUGUGGACAGCCACUCUCCUGCGAGAGCGGCACGAUCACGAGAAGUCCGUUCUCCAGCGAGAACGAAGAUGUACGCGUACAUGCUUAAUCCAAAUUUUAGAGAGUGAACUAAUGAAAUAUUUUUUGUACAGUCAUUGUGGAUGUACCAUCAUUAUUAUCUUUUGAUAGGACACAUGGGGUAUGGUAUAACUAAAGGUGAAAGGUCAAGUCAAGUCAAGUCGGUUUUAUUGUCAAUUUCUUUACAUACACUGGUCAUACAAAGAAUUGAAAUUAUGUUCCGUACUCUCCAUGCAGACAUAGACAUGGACUUUAGGAGUGGACAUAGACAAUUGGAUUUGACAGUACACAUAAGGGAAAGGUGUUGCUGCAUAUGCUGUGUUCCUUUGAUACACUGGUAAAAUACAACCUCUUCAAGUUUUGUCAGAGGACGCAUUCAACUUCUUGGAAAAAAUGAAUGUCUUCGCAAUAAAAGGUACCACGCACUGAUGAAGGCCUGAUAGCCGAGACGCGUUUGCUUUUGGACAUGGUGGUUAUCUAUAAGUAAUGAGACUUAGUUUGUGAGUGCGGAUUUUUCUUCUUUCACAAAAUACAACCCCUACUAUAAGUUUUGUUGCCUAUCCAUAUUGUUGGGUCAACAGCUAACACCUUGACUUUCAAGUAAUCAAUUGGCUUCAGAAGUCCACAAAUGAAGAACCCUCCCAAAUU